Messenger RNA from Larimichthys crocea (large yellow croaker), 5411 nucleotides. RefSeq names its product transcription factor 3a (gene tcf3a). Lineage: Eukaryota; Metazoa; Chordata; Actinopteri; Sciaenidae. Bases 837 to 2717 code for a protein of 626 amino acids. Gene Ontology annotation, cellular component: chromatin; transcription regulator complex. Gene Ontology annotation, molecular function: RNA polymerase II cis-regulatory region sequence-specific DNA binding; protein dimerization activity; DNA-binding transcription factor activity, RNA polymerase II-specific. The transcript is spliced from 21 exons. Gene Ontology annotation, biological process: regulation of transcription by RNA polymerase II. The record is from RefSeq and is a predicted model, not a curated record.
AGCAGUAUAAAAGUGGAAGCAACCCGUAGGCUAAAUGAGCCUUCCCUGAAGGUUGAGGAUGAAACAUAUUUGGACGCUCCACUUGCCAAUCAAACGCUGGUCGCAUCCAAUUGGUCCUCCCCCCGAUAUUAUCAUUCCAUCCUCUACUGGUGUAGUCUGUUGGGCUUUCCGCUGUCCUCAUCCGCUCGUCGACAUAGAUCCUCGCGAACUGCUGUUCCGACCAUUUUGUGUCAUCUUUAACAGGCGCAAAAACAGUGACAUUUUGCGGCGUUUGACAAAAAAAUCGCCCGUGCAAUACAAAACUUGUUGAGCCCUUCUCCGUUUCCUCGUUUUCGUCUUCGUGGUGAUUUGGACCGCCGUUGAUGUUUCAGCGUCCAUGUCCUCCCGUAGGCUGCGCUGCGGAGUGAUACUCGAAGUGAACCGACAAUGUGGAGGCUGUUAAAAUGUCUACUUGGAAAAUGAAAUGGUUACAAUUCAUCUAACAACGAGGAAACGGGGCUAAACACAAGAGUUAUGGUUUGUGUUAGAGACGUGUUUUUACUUUGGUGACAAAGACAGCAACCGAGACGAGGCGGCGGAGGAGUGUUUCAUACUGCCUUUCCUCAUUUUCAUCAAGCCCACAGUCGUCCGGACCACGGGGGGAAGGAUCCUAUCCCUAACUUUGUUUUUCUCUCUACUCCAGCCGCUGAUUUCUCCCUGUUGGAUGCCACAUAACUGAACCCAGCCAAAGUGAGAAGGGAGACACCUCUAACGUCCGGUUGUCCACUGCUUACCUCUACCAUAAACACAACAGCCACUUGCUGAGACUGAAAGGGCCAAGUGAACAGCAGCAGAGAAUGGCUGCAGUGGAAACCGACAAGGAGCUCAACGACUUGCUGGAUUUUAGCGCGAUGUUUGAGCCUCCAGUUUCAAAUGGCAAGAACCGGCCGACUACUCUGGCCAGCAGUCAGUUUGGAGGUUCAGGUAUAGAUGAGAGGAGUGGGUCCAGUCCCUGGGGGUCAGGACAACAGAACAGUCCAUCUUUCAACCAGGGAAGGGGUUAUGGAGAAGAAGGCCUUUACAAUGAGGAAGGAGGCAUUGCCUCUGCCCCUAUGUUUGGACCAGGGAUUGUUGCAGGGAAGGCUGAGCGAGGACCAUACUCGUCAUUUGCAACACAGCAGGGCUUUAUGCCCAAUGAGAUACCCAUGGCCAGUUCAAAUGCCCUCUCCCCGUCCGGCCUGAAGUCCAACCCUCAGUUCUACCCCUCUUAUGAGGGAAGCAACCCUCGCAGGAGACCCUCGCAGGACCCCAUCGAAUCACAGCCAAAAAAGAUCAGGAAGGUGCCCCCUGGCCUUCCCUCCUCGGUUUAUGCACCAGCCUCAGGAGAGGAUUUUAACAGGGACAAUGCGGGCUACCCGGCCUCGAAGGCAGGAAACGUCUACACACCACCAUUCUACAUGCAAGAAGGCCUCCACCCGCCCUCCGAUCCAUGGGGCUCUGCUAGGUCGAUGGUUCAGCCUGGUUAUCCUGCCAUGCUGGGCAACUCCCCCCAUCUCAGCCAGCAUGGUCCCUUCACUGCCAUUAACCCCCAAGACAGACUGAAACGGCAGCCACUGCCCCUCUCUCCACAAAACUACCCCCUGCAUGGCAGCGAGGUGAACGGGGCUCAUCCCGCUGGAUUCCACUCUGGCUCCAGCAGCUUCGGAGUCCCCAGCCACACACCCCCUAUCGCCAGCACUGACACGAUUAUGGCCAAUCGUGGCGCAGUACCUGGAAGUUCAGGUGAUGAGAUUGGAAAAGCCCUGGCAUCUAUCUACCCUUCAGACCCAAACAGUAACACCUUCCCUCCGUCCCCGUCCACUCCCUCUGGCUCUCCGCAGGCUGUAUCAGGCUCUGCAUCCCAGUGGACUCGGUCCUCUGGCCAGGCCACACCUUCACCCAACUUUGAGGGUGGACUUCAGUCCAUGGCGAGUAAGAUGGAGGACCAUCUGGACGAAGCCAUCAAUGUUCUUCAGCGUCACGCCAGCGGACAAGGAGGACCAGGCCUGGCUGAAAUGCACAAUCUGCUCUCUUCUGGCUUAGGUUUACCUCCAGCCUUCACCAGUGCAGCACUUGGACUGGCCAGCCGCCUGCCAGGACUGAUGUCCAGUCACCAUGAGGAAUCUGGUCUGCCCUCUAGUGGAGGACUUUUGCAUAGUCACCACGGCAAUGCAUCUGUGCAGCCAGGAUCUCAGCCUGCCGGCCUGACCGGUAGCUCAAAUCGCUCCAGUGGUGCUGAUAUCAAACGAGAGGACAAGGAGGACGACGAGAACUGCUCCAUUACUGACAGGUCAGAGGAUGAGAAAAAAGACCUGAAGCCCCGCCUGGGAACAAGACUGGAUGAUGAGGAAGACGAUGAAGAUCUGCCAGUGGAGAUUAAGGUUGAGCGGGAGAAAGUACGGAGGUUGGCAAACAACACCCGUGAGCGGCUACGCGUGCGGGACAUCAACGAGGCUUUUAAGGAGCUGGGCCGCAUGUGUCAGCUCCAUAUGAGCAAUGAGAAACCACAGACCAAAUUGAUCGUACUGCAACAGGCCGUUAACGUUAUACUCAACCUGGAGCAGCAAGUUCGAGAGCGUAAUUUGAACCCAAAGGCUGCCUGCCUCAAGAGGAGAGAGGAGGAAAAAGUUUCAGGCGUGGACCCCCAGAUGCAGCUUGGUGGAGGUCACCCUGGUCUAGGAGGAGAUGGACAUAUGUAAUUCUCAGUUCCUGUUGAUUGUACAGCCCUUAGAACACGUGGCCUUAAUCUAUCAUUGUCAUGCAUCUCAGUGUGUGUUAAUCAACUUUUGGAAAGCACACACGCAUACACACCUCAUUACUGACAAGGCAGGCGGCCACAUUCCUGACAGUGAAUACAAAAGUAACAAGCACACUCUCGCAGAAAGAGGAAACAUUUAUUAAUCUUUACACGACAAUACUUUUGAACCGAGGACACUGGUUUUGAAGACGGUGGGAAUUAAGGACAUAAGGACAUUCUUAUGAUCGUGUUUUUGUAAGACAUUUUGAGAAAAAAAAAUUGCUUUACACGUUGGGAGCAAAACUUGUUUGGAUCAAAUAAAACUUUUUGGAUCAAUUUGCUCGUGUGAGCAGAGUUAGGAUUUGUAUUGUUGGAUAAUUAUUGGCAUUCCCAUCUGAAAAGGAGGUCUUACAUUCUUCACAAGAGGGACAGCCGGGUUUCUAUCUUACCAUCCAACAAAAACCUGUUUAAGCACGUGCCUGAAAGAGGCUGAAUGCUAAUAGUGUUUGAUUAAGAUAAAAAAUAGCCAUCUCUUUUAGCCUCUUAUGUGAUGACUGAAUUUCAAACAUGACUUUGGAGACAUCUAGCCACUGACUGGCCAAUCAGAGAGCCGACUUCUCUUUCUGACAUGCUGGUAACUCUGGCCGUAUUUUUUGAAUUUCUUGCUUUGGCUGACUCACACGUGUUGUGGGUUAAUUUUGUGUUUAUUUUUAACUGUGGAUCCCCGAGUCUUAUCUCUUAAAGUCCUGUACAUCUGUUAUUGUCACGGCCAUGCAAGCGGAAUAGAAAAACCGCCAGAGAGAGAAAGAGAAAGAGACCCACCACUAACGCAAACACGAGCAGAGACUCGAUACAAAUCCAGGAUCCAUGCCGACGUCGAAUCAAAUCCCAACCUUCCCUCCAUGAGGCUGCCCAACGGAUUCGAGCACGCAGGUGUGUCCCUCGCUGCUCGCGUCCUUCACCAUCAUGAAAUCAGUCGCGCUCUCGCGGCCGUGUGGUCAGUUUGAACCCUCUGACUCAAACGCAGCCCUGUCAAAUCGUACCUAAAGACACUGUUGCAGCACGGUGAGCUCACUUAACGCAAGUCUCAGAGCAAUUUGUAUUGUGGUAAACGAGAUUUGCUUAGAAGACAGAAAUAAUUGAGUAUUGAAAGGGAUCAUGAGUGUUACUGCUACCUUGUGGAGAAUUUACUCAAUCGCCAUUGACUGACUUGUUGUGGUUGUUGCUCCGUGUUGAGCAUUUUUGGUGUUUUUGUUUUGUUUCCCCCCCUUUGAACAAUUUACAAAACCUGUUGUAAGGAUCUUCCUUUUGUAGAAUUGAUUUAUAAUUUUUUAAUUUUAUUUUUUACUUUGUAAGAUAGUUGUAUGAGUUUUGUUUUCAUCAUUUGGAAUGCUCUUUCUUUUUUUUCUUCUUUUUUUUGUUUACAUUGUUUAAAUGUAAUGACGACUCAAUUUUAGAUUCCAGGAACAAAGUGAGGUGUUUUUUCUUUCCUGCCAGGUGCUUAGAAAUGUUAGAAAUGACAAAAUGAUCUGGCUUUAACAUCACAUGUUGUGAUAUUGCCCUUUUGUUGUUUUUUUUUUUUCGAAUGCCUGUUUCAACCCAAACCUGUCAGGCCAGUUGUAAUUGGAUUGUUCUGGUGUUUGCGACAGUUUUUCUUAAAAUGAAACAUGUUUUUCUUCAGCACCCCCCUCCCCCCUCCCUCCUGUCCAUCUCUCUGAUGAGAGCUUGUUGAUUAGUUUAAGGAAGGGCAGCAGGGGCGGUCUGCACAACAUAAUUCAUUCAAUUUCAUUAUUAUUAUUAUAAUUAUUAUUAUUAUGUAAAAGGAAUCAAAAAGGGUGGCCUUAGUCAUUUCCCUGACUUUGGGAGUUUUGAUAAUGGUUACUCACCAGUGCCUGAAUACUUCUCUGCUUCACGGUAGAUGAUGUUGUAUUUGAGGAUUUAUAGGUUGUACCUUUUUUAUAAUACAGAUGUAUAAAAACAUACAGUAUAUACUUCAAUAACAUCUGACAACAUCUAAAUGAAAAGUUACACUUACUGAGACUGACAGCAUCUGCGUGUCAUUAAAUGUAAGAUGACUAAUAACCUGGUCUACAAUUUUGACAGUGAAAACUGUACUUAAAGUUUCUCAUCUUUUAUGAACUGAUUUUCUUAAAUAUAAUUUUGUCAUUGACUGGCAUGUGCAUUGAUAUGUAUGUACAGCUGUAUAUGGCCUCAUCAGCUUUAUCAUUGUAAGCUGAUACUGAUAUGUAACAGUAUUUGGUUUACCUGUAAUUCUGUCACAGAUCCUGCCCUAUGGACUAGCCCCAAACAUUUUCUUUGUCAGUAACUUUAGCCUUUCUGCAGAAGAACCUGGUGUUGUUGUGACACGAAAAGUCACUACUGAACACUUUUAUCUCUUAACACAAAAGAUAUGACUGCAGUAUCCAAGUAUCAAAACAUGCACCUGAUAUUCUUUGUUAACAGAUCUUUCUGUCCUCCACACACAGAUGACCUGCUUCAGAUCUCUGUCUUCACUCAUGUUUGGGGACAACAUCUAUGUAGGCUAUGUCCUCAAAGUGCCUCCUGUUUCCUAUUUUUUAUAUAUAAAGUAGAUAUCGAGAACUGUUGUGUAUAUAACAGUAAUGUAGCAAUAAAUGUGCCAUUUUUAAUAACAAAA